AUGAAGAGUAUCAUUUCGAACCAGAACAGCUUCGUCUCUGACCUGAAUAGCUCUGAGCUGAUCCUCCAGAGCUCUGACGUGAGCAUCAUGGUGUUGGAGGGUCGCGUCAUGGAGGCAGUGUUUUUCUUUACGGGAAUCGGAUUUCGCCUGAAUCUUAUCGACUGCCGCCAGCAGCGUAUCGAGAUUCUCUUCGAUUUUCGUCUUCAGCGUAUCGAUCGCCUCGUCGAUUUUCGCUCCGAGUUUGGACAGGUCCUCCUCCACUUUCGCUUGGAACGCGUCCAAUUCUGUUUCAAGUCUGGCUUUAAUCUACUACCCCUAAGAACUAGAGCUAGAGUAGUCCUAGUAGAGAUCCCUAGCUUUUAG
Clonostachys rhizophaga is the source of this 363-nucleotide messenger RNA. NCBI's taxonomy places the organism in Eukaryota, Fungi, Ascomycota, Sordariomycetes, Hypocreales, Bionectriaceae. The record is from the annotation of a GenBank genome assembly.